Echinops telfairi (small Madagascar hedgehog) is the source of this 2305-nucleotide messenger RNA. RefSeq names its product ERBB receptor feedback inhibitor 1 (gene ERRFI1). Bases 245 to 1630 code for a protein of 461 amino acids. Gene Ontology annotation, cellular component: extrinsic component of cytoplasmic side of plasma membrane. Gene Ontology annotation, biological process: negative regulation of epidermal growth factor receptor signaling pathway; regulation of keratinocyte differentiation. The transcript is spliced from 3 exons. The record is from RefSeq and is a predicted model, not a curated record. Lineage: Eukaryota; Metazoa; Chordata; Mammalia; Afrosoricida; Tenrecidae.
UGCUCUGUGGGACCAAGAUGAGGCUAUGUGUUCUUAUAAAGAUUUGCAGUCUCAGAAACCCUGGGAAGCAGGUCUGCCCUGCUCAGUUCUGUGGUCACUCAGCUUAAUCGCAUGGGCGUAGCAGAGGUGUUUCUGAAUUGUUUCCUUGAUUCUCUCCCAGCUCCCUGUCUAGGCUAUGAAAAGGACUGGUGGACUGAAGGUCCUUGAGCUAAACAGAUCGGGAGUCUUCCUGGUGUAAAGCACAAUGUCAGUAGCAGGAGUUGCUGCCCAGGAGAUUAGAACCCCAAUCAAAACUGGAUUUCUACAUAAUGGCCAAGCCAUGGGCACGCUGAAGACCUGCUGGGGCAGUCACAGUGAGUUUGAAAAUCAUUUUUUAGCUAUUGAUCCGCUAGCCAUGGCCUACAACCUGAAUCCCACUCAGGAGCACCUAACACCUCUUGGACAUGCUUCAAAAUCUGCUCCGAUGAACGGACAUCACUUUGCAGCAAAUGGGCCAUCCCCCAAGUCCAGCUCGCCUCAUCUUCUCGUCCCCCCGAGUGAACACUUGGGACCACCCGAAGAGGAGCAGGUGGCGUGUGGCUUCAAGAAGCUUUCAGUAAAUGGGGUUUGUGCCUCGACGCCCCCGCAUACCCCCAUCAGAAACUCCCCUUCCUUCUUCCCCUGUGGCGGUCUCUGUGAGCGGGGUUCCAGGCCCCUUCCCCCACUGCCAAACUCUGAGGACCCCGCUCCGGAUGAGGCAGACUGUGAGGUUGAAUUCCUGACCAGCUCUGAUACAGAACUGCUUUUAGGGAACUCGACGCUUGCUGGCUUCAAAUAUGGUGGCCCCGGCAGGCGAAGCUUCAGGGGCUGCGGGCAGAUCAAUUAUGCAUAUUUUGAAACCCCUACUGUUUCAGCAGAAGAUCUCAGCCAUCUACCCGACCAAAAUGAAUGUGUCCAGAAUUCAGAUCCUCCUCCACCUCAAAGCCACCGGAGACUAAGACGAUCUCAUUCGGGACCAGCCGGAUCUUUUAACAAGCCAGCCAUAAGGAUAUCGGGCCACCUACACAGAGCUUCUCCCAACUCUGACGACGACAAACCCGAGGUUCCCCCUAGGGUUCCCAUACCUCCCAGGCCAGUAAAGCCAGAUUACAGAAGGUGGUCAGCAGAAGUUACGUCUAGUACCUACAGUGAUGAAGACAGGCCCCCCAAAGUGCCACCGAGAGAGCCUUUGUCACGGAGUAACUCCCGCACGCCAAGUCCUAAAAGCCUUCCGUCUUACCUCAAUGGGGUCAUGCCCCCUACCCAGAGCUUUGCUCCGGACCCCAAGUAUGUCAGUUACAAAGCUCUGCAAAGACAGCACAGUGAAGGGUCUUCCAACAAGGUUCCUUGCAUCCUGCCCAUUAUUGAAAAUGGGAAGAAAGUUAGUUCAACACAUUAUUACCUACUACCUGAGAAGCCACCGUACCUGGACAAAUAUGAAAAGUUUUUUAGGGAAGUGGAAGAAGCGAAUACCAGCGCCCAGAUCGGCAGUGCGCCCUCCUCUGCCGGCUGCAGCGGCGUUUCCAGCACAAUGCGAGUGGACUCCAAACCCAAAGCGGACGUAGGUGGCCGUGUGAAGCGCAAACACUUAUCCUACGUGGUCUCCCCUUAGACACAGGGUCACAAGGUAGCCGAGGGGACACAGGAGCAAGCGGUUCUCAAAUCACAUUCCAGUGGGACGGAGGUUCCGGACGAAAGCUCGAUGGCAGAGUUGCUGAGCACUCUGUCUCUGGAGAACGGUCGCGAGCGGGUGGGAAGGUGCUGUUACUAGGCUGAGAAUCCCCAUUGUGCUGUUAAUUGGAGCAAGGUCUUUUCAAGUCUAUACUUUAAAGAUGUGAUGUCAGGGAGGGAGGGCUAGGGAAACUUUUAUAUAUGCAUCCAUUAUAUACCUGUAUAUAUAAACUCCUGGUAUAACCAUAGACCAUAGUUGCAGCUUAACCAAGUUAGUUACUACCUUAGAGUAAUAUAUAUUCAGAAAAAUUAAACUCAAGCUGGAGAAAUGACUCUUGAUAGCCUGAAAAUUGAGCAAAUGGAAGAAAAUACAGUGUGGUUUUAGAUCAGAAUCUUUUUUUUUUUUUUUUUUAAUUGGGUUUGGUGUGUUUGAAGAUUUCUGGAUUUGGGGCCUGUUAUAUUUUACUUUUUUUUUUUUUUUUAAAUUUUUUGCCACACAGGCCUUUCCAUGGGUGGCAGGGUGACCAUUCUUUACCAGAACUGUGCCUAUUUAGUUUUGAGGGUUUUUAAUUAUUAUUUUUAAUCACCCCAAGGGCAGGAUGGUUUGGUUGAUGGG